This is a messenger RNA of Pocillopora meandrina, 3039 nucleotides long. The record is from the annotation of a GenBank genome assembly. NCBI's taxonomy places the organism in Eukaryota, Metazoa, Cnidaria, Anthozoa, Scleractinia, Pocilloporidae.
AAAUUCUCAUUUAUUGACUUUGUCCUUACUGACAGAACAUAAAUGAGUGUUCAUGCGAUCUUCAAAGAGACAGAGUACACUGUCUGUUCGACAACAGAAUUGCUCGCGGCUCUUAUCAUUAUUAUUUCUAGGAAAUUUAUCCGCCCGCAAAGCAUUCGUAAUCCUUUCCAUUUCCUUAACGAGCUUUAAAUCAGUCACAUUCUUCUGAAGAAUAAGAACACAACACAGGUCAUCGAGUCCAAAGUGUUAAGUACAAUGAAUUGAACGGAUUUUUUUGAUUAUUGUCCCCGAUCGAUCUGAAAAAAAAAUUAAUGAUAAUAGUGAUAAUAAUGGUGAUAAUUAUGAUGAUAAUAAUGAUGAUAAAAACAGCGUAAUAAAGUUUACGGUCGUUACUGGCUUUAGUCUCACCCUGGGGGGAGGGUACGAAUACACUUGGACUUUUAACCGUGCCAGUUUACAUUAUCAAUUCAGUUGAUAACUACAAACUGUCCUGUAAAACCCCUCACCGAUGCAGCACCACAGUUUCUUCAUAAACUUCCCCCUUCAAUCAAAAUUGUUUGCUAAGGGUAAAUAGAAACCAAAGAAGAAUGAAGAAGCUUAAAUAUGAUAAGGGCGGAGACUGACAAGGAUCACAAAUGCGAACCUUGUGACAAUCCUUGACGAAACUUCGAAGCGUGUCAAUUAUGUUUCGGUAGGCCGCGUGACUUCUUGCGUUACCUAUCGUGACUUUUCAAGCGGGCCGUAGUGUUGAAAUUACUCUCCGCUCGCCAUGGUUAGUGACUUCUUGCUGCUAAGCGUUUUGUUCUCAUUUCAAGGUACCCUUUUACUGAUUGCUCUUGUCCUAACUUUGUACAUCACUUGUUCCUUUUUUGGCGAUGUACGGGUCUCGCAUCUGGAGAAGAAAGCCGUGUUUAUCACUGGCUGCGACAGUGGAUUCGGCUAUGAGUUAGCCAAGAAGUUAGAUGCGGAGAGAUUACGAGUGUUCGCUGCUUGUCUCACUUCUGAAGGAGAGGCAAAGCUGAAAAAUGAAUGCUCUCCGGAGCUUAUCACACUAAAACUGGACGUUACCAAGCCAAGGGAUAUUCAAUACGCUUUACAAGCCGUCAAAUCACACCUGCCUUCUCAAGGUAUUUCAUCGAUCGAACUGGAUUGAAUCUUGUUCAUUCCUUCAAGGAUUAGCUAAGUUAACAUCGCUGAUGAAAUUUGGAUGAGACUUAAUUUAUGUAUUGUGUGUCUAUGUAAGGUGACUGUUUCCAUUGUAAAUAAUUGUUUACUUUUAACUGAUUCGAGGGUUUUGAAAAUCUUUCCAUGCUUACUCGUGAAAAACGGAAAAAAACACAGACACAAACCAAACAAACAAAAAUCGGUCUUUUGUUUUUAUAAACUGAAAUACUACAAGCAACUUUCAGAUGGGGAAUGAUGUUAAAAAACUUUUUAAAGAUUUUACUCCUUGUCAGAUCACUGGAGCACUUGAUCAUCUGAUGACUGUGGACAAGUGGUAAACAUUUAUCAGGAAAUUAGUAAAGGGGUGGGGUAGGUGGGGAGAUACUGGUAAUCCCUUAAGUGGGCUUUUUGGCAUUUUAGGUGUGUAUUGGUAUGGUUCCCCACCCCUCUCCCCUUAAUUGUCUGGAAUGUGAGGUAGAUUUUGCUGUCUGGACCUGAGGACAGGUUAGAUUUACCACAAACCAUGUAUAAAUUUUAUCUGUGAACAUUUUUUUUGGAUCCAGUGUAAAAUAGUGUGAGAAGAUGGACUAAUUUUCUUUAAAAGCUUGGGAAAGACUUAAAACCAUGCUACCCAGCCUCCCCUCCCAUAUUUACCUCUGGCUAAUGUGGAAUGGCACAUGUUAUCUCUUGAUUAUGGGUGAAAUAAGUUCAACUAAAAGCGUUAUUUUCAGAUUCCAUUUUUUCUUAUUUAAAACAUACUUCUGCAUUAUUCUAGGUUUGUGGGCUAUAGUAAACAAUGCAGGCAUUGGAUACCCAGGACCAAUUGAAUGGCAACCUGUGGAGGAAAUGAAGAAGACUUUGGAGGUGAACCUGUGGGGAAUGGUGAAUAUUACGAAAGCAUUUCUUCCAUUACUAAAGAGAACCAAGGGGCGUGUUGUUAAUGUUGCCAGUUCAUUAGGGAGACUCUCUGCUCCUUUUGCUGCAGCUUAUUGCAUCUCCAAGUUUGGAGUGGAGGCUUUUUCUGAUGCGCUACGCAAUGAAAUGAAGCAUUUUGGAGUCACUGUUCACAUAAUUGAGCCAGGGAUUUUUAAAACAGCCAUAACAGAUGCAGAGAAGAACAUCAAAUACCUGCAAAGAUUAUGGGAAAACCUUGAUGGAGAUACCAAAGAAUGUUAUGGAGGGGAGUUUUAUGAACAAGGUAUGGGAAAAGUUUAGCAAUCAUGUUAUUAUUAUUGAAUGCUCAGGGAAAAGCUUGACUGUGAUUGGUGAGGCCUUAUAGUGAUGUAGUAGCAUGUUUUGGCUCGCUUUGCUGUUUGCAAAAAAACUGUUUUGUUAUUCUAAUUGGUCAAUUUAGCAGGCUGUAUUUGACUGUACUGCCACCUAAACUCGGCCCUAAAACUGAGUGGAAAAGGCAAGAUCCAAAAUUUGCAGACCUCAAGCUCAGUUAGAAGUAUUUAACCCCUCACCAAUCUAAAAAAUUAUGCAGGACUCAGUAUAACUAAGUAAAAUGAAAUGAAGUGAAGAAUAUUAAAAUCUUCCAUUGUGGAAAAACCUUAAUUUUUCAACUAUUGGCUCCUUCUUUGGCAGUGAGUUGCUUCUCUUCCAGUAAUACAACUAAUGUGGUUUGAUCUUUUUAAAUUAUCAGCCAAAGCCAAGUUAAGAGACAUACGUCAUAUUUUUUCACUUAACAUUUUCAAAGUGGUUGAUGCCAUGGAUCAUGCAGUGACAUCCACACAUCCUAAACUAAGAUAUGUUCUUGGGCUGGACCACCAACUCAUUUGGAGAACUCUCUCAUUUCUACCAUCUGAAAUACAAGAUUUCUUCUUUGGACUGAUGUUGCCAAAACCAAAGGGAAAUGCUGGUCGUGGCACUUGA